Messenger RNA from Exophiala aquamarina CBS 119918, 3630 nucleotides. RefSeq names its product DNA mismatch repair protein MSH6. Lineage: Eukaryota; Fungi; Ascomycota; Eurotiomycetes; Chaetothyriales; Herpotrichiellaceae. The coding region runs from base 1 to 3630 and encodes 1209 amino acids. The record is from RefSeq and is a predicted model, not a curated record. Gene Ontology annotation, molecular function: ATP binding; ATP-dependent DNA damage sensor activity; mismatched DNA binding. Gene Ontology annotation, cellular component: MutSalpha complex; nucleus. Gene Ontology annotation, biological process: mismatch repair. The transcript is spliced from 4 exons.
AUGGGCAAAAGAGCUUCUACGACACCAUCAACUACCCCGGCGUUGAAGAAGUCCUCGUCUACGGGUGGACAGAAGACUCUAUUUGGAUUCUUUCAGAAAACUCCUUCUACCGCAUCUCCAGCCUCUCUACCUGCAAGGCCUAUUAACGGCACUACGACGCCUUCGAAUUCAUUCUUCAAAAGGGUCGAGUCCGCGUCAGGCUCAUCAUUGACUCCUGUUCCAAGCAGUGACGCUGCAGAACCGGAUUUAAAUAAUGGCAAUGACAAGGCGAGUCCCAUAUCACCUGCCAAAGGUCUGCCUUCACCAGUCUCAGCUGACGGACGGCAGACUAAUGGUGUUGAAGAACUGAAUGCCAGGGGGACCCCUACUAGAAAGGCAAAGAAAAAAAUCAUCAGUUACAUUGAGUCCGAUAGUGAAGGGACUGAUGAUGAUGAUGUCUUCAAACCCACUCCUGCACCACGCGGCCGGUCUGUAAAAAGAAGAAAGCUAUCGAACGACGAGGACGAGGGCACUUACGAACAAGAGAAUGAGCUCGACCUGGACGAUGAUCUCGAAGACUUCAUCGCCCCUGAUGAUUCGGAGGAUGAUGUGCGACCGACAAAACGAAAGCGACCAUCCAAACCUGUCUCGCGAACCACUUCUUCCCAUUUUACUUCAUUGGUAGACGAAGUCGAGAUGGAUCCGGAAGGACGCGAAGCAUCAACUGCUCAACAAUGGACAUAUGACCCAGACAAUGCCCAGCCUCUGCAACCACGUUCCACUAAUAUCCCCUCCAAAAAGCCUGGAUUUGACACGGGAAAAAAGCAAAAGGCACAUAUGACCGAGCCGGAGAAAAGACAUGCAUGGCUUGAAGAUGUCAGGGAUCUUGACCGCAAUCCACCAAGUCAUCCGGAUUAUGACCCCCGAACUCUUUAUAUCCCGCCCAUGGCUUGGACGCACUUCUCACCGUUUGAGAAGCAGUACUGGGAAAUCAAACAAAAGUUCUGGGACACAAUCGUUUUCUUCAAAAAGGGAAAGUUCUACGAACUGUAUGAAAAAGAUGCAACAAUUGGCCAUCAGCUGUUUGAUUUGAAGUUGACAGACCGUGUCAACAUGCGUAUGGUUGGCGUUCCUGAAUCAAGCCUAGGGUUGUGGGCAAACCAGUUUGUCGCCAAAGGAUACAAAAUUGCCAGGGUUGACCAGCAGGAGACAGCACUGGGCAAGAACAUGCGUGAACGUGAUGAACAAUCCAAUGGCGCGUCUACCAAAAAGACCAAAGACGACAAGGUCAUCAAAAGAGAGCUUGCCUGCGUUUUGACGGCGGGAACUUUGGUUGAUGGAUCCAUGCUACAAGACGAUAUGUCAACCUACUGUGUUGCAAUCAAAGAGUCAGAGAUUAAUGACCUUCCAGCUUUCGGAAUAGCAUUUGUUGACACUGCCACUGGUCAAUUCAACAUCUCUCAAUUCAUAGAUGAUCCAGACAUGACCAAGUUCGAGACCUUCAUCGCUCAAACGAGGCCACAAGAGAUCAUUUUGGAGAAGGGUGGAGUUACAGCAAAGACACUCCGGAUUUUGAAGAACAAUACGGGCCUGACAACGAUCUGGAACUAUCUGAAGCCAGGUAAAGAAUUCUGGGAAGGUCACAUCACGUUGAAGGAGAUUGAGGCCAGUGAAUAUUUUCCUGAUGCCUGGCCUCGAGCUCUUGAGCAGGGCAAAGACAAAGAUUUGCUCAUGUCAGCGUUAGGAGCCCUCAUUCAGUACCUCAGAACACUCAAGAUUGAGCGUGAUCUUGUGACUUUGAGCAACUUCACGUGGUAUGAUCCUAUUCGGAAAGCUUCUAGUCUGGUCCUUGAUGGACAGACCUUGAUCAAUCUUGAGAUAUUUGCCAACUCAUACGACGGUGGUGGUGAAGGCACGCUAUUCCAACUGCUCAACCGUUGCAUAACACCGUUUGGCAAACGCAUGUUUAAGCAAUGGGUCUGUCACCCAUUGAUGGACACGAAAAAGAUCAAUGCUCGCCUCGAUGCUGUGGAUUCACUCAAUGCAGACACAAAGGUACGAGACAAGUUCACCUCACAGAUGGCAAAAAUGCCUGAUCUUGAGCGUCUCAUAUCCCGUGUUCAUGCGGGUACUUGUAACGUCCAGGACUUCGUCAAGGUCUUGGAGGGGUUUGAACAAAUCGAUUACACUAUGUCACUGCUUCGAGACGGUUCUGGGAAAGCAGCGGGUUCCGAAGGCGUGAUCGGCCAACUUAUCACUGCUAUGCCUGAUCUCGAGUCCCGCCUCAAAUACUGGACCGAUGCGUUUGAGCGUAGCAAAGCAAAAGAAACUGGCGUUCUCGUUCCUGAACGCGGCAUUGAAGAGGAUUUUGACAAUUCUCACGACGCAAUCAAGGAAAUCGAAGACGAAUUUGAGAUCUUGCUUCGCACUCAAAGAAAAGCGCUAGGCUCCAAUGCCAUCUGUUACCGCGACAAUGGCAAAGAGAUCAUGCAGCUUGAAGUCCCGGCCAAAGUCAAGGGUAUCCCCAAGAACUGGGACCAGAUGUCAGCCACCAAGCAGGUCAAAAGAUAUUAUUUCCCAGAGCUGAGGCAGCUUGUUCGCCGGCUGCAAGAGGCCCAAGAAAGACAUUCGCAGAUUGUCAAGGAGGUUGCAGGUAGAUUCUACGCCCGAUUUGACGAAAACUACGAGAUCUGGCUUGCGGCCGUCAAGAUUAUUGCUCAGCUUGAUUGUCUUAUCUCCCUUGCUAAAGCAAGUGCCAGUCUCGGCUAUCCAAGCUGUCGUCCAGAGUUUGUGGAUGACGAGAGAUCGACGCUUGAGUUGGUGGAGUUGCGGCAUCCCUGCCUACUUGCCAACGUUGACGAUUUCAUCCCCAACGAUGUCAUUCUCGGUGGUCAAACCAGAAACCUCACUCUUCUGACCGGUGCCAACGCAGCAGGAAAGUCAACUGUCCUGCGCAUGACAUGCAUAGCCGUGAUCAUGGCCCAAAUUGGUUGCUACUUGCCCUGCCAGUAUGCACGACUCACGCCUUUUGAUCGUAUCAUGUCCCGUCUCGGAGCCCAAGAUCAUAUCUUUGCGGCACAGAGCACAUUCUUCGUGGAGUUGGCUGAGACGAAGAAGAUUCUAUCUGAGGCAACUCCACGAUCUCUCGUAAUUCUCGAUGAACUAGGCCGUGGUACUUCCUCUCACGACGGUCUCGCCGUUGCCCAGGCGGUUCUCCACCACCUUGCAUCACAUAUUGGCUGCCUUGGAUUCUUCGCCACGCAUUACCAUUCCUUGUCCGCGGAGUUCAAGCAUCAUCCGGAGAUCUCGGCGAAGAGGAUGAAGAUCCUGGUCGACGACAAGCAGCGGCGUGUGACCUUCCUCUAUAAGCUUGAAGAGGGCGUCGCGGAAGGCAGUUUCGGUAUGCAUUGCGCAAGCAUGUGCGGCAUUGCAAGUACGAUUGUGGACCGCGCAGAAGAGGCAGCGCGCGAGUGGGAACAUACCAGUCUGAUCACGCGCAAGCUUAAGAACAGCGCAGCAGCAGCUGAGGUGCCAUUGGGGAUCCUGAGUGACAUGGCCUGGAUCCUGAGGGAGGACAACAACGACAACGAGGAGAAGACAGUCGACGCCAGGAGUCUAGAUGCUUUGGUCAAGUGUAUCGAGGCACUGUGA